AUGUAUGUAGGUCUUUUAUAUAGUCUUGCUCUUUUCUUAUGCAUAACUUGUUGUGAUGGCUCAGCCAAUGUUCGUGUAUCGGAAUCAUUGAUAGUUGAUGAAUCAGGUCGUGCCCGAAUUUAUCAUGGAGUUAAUUUUGUUAUGAAACAAUUUCCAUGGUAUCCACAAGAAUUGUUGAAUUCAACUUAUGUUGAAAGUUUAUCAAAAUGUGGCUUAAACUUCGUUCGACUUGGAAUGAUGUGGUCCGGUGUUGAACCUGAGCCACAGAAUUACAAUGCUACAUAUUUGGAUGUAAUGAAGAAUAUCAUCGAAUUAUUAGAAUUAAAUCAUAUAUUUGUUCUUUUGGACAUGCAUCAAGAUAUCUUAUCAAGUCAAACAGGCGGUUACGACGGUGUACCAUUGUGGUUGUACAAUCGAUUUCCAUCAUCGAGUCAUUCGUAUCCCUGGCCUUUUAAAAUGGAUCCGACUGGUAAUAAUUGGUUCAUGUCUUAUAUGACAGAAGCAUGUUCACAUGGAUUCCAGUGUUUGUAUGAAAAUAUUGGUGGUGCGGCUGAUUCUAUGAGCAAAUUUUGGCGGUUGAUAGCAUCGACAUAUAAAGAAUAUUCCAAUGUAUUGGGUUAUGAAAUCAUCAAUGAACCAUGGGCCGGCAAUUAUUUUAAAAAUCCAAAGUUGCUCCUACCAGGUGUAGCUGGUGCCAUUAAUCUACAACCAUUCUAUGACACAAUGGCGAAGGCUAUUCGAUCAGUUGACAAUGAGACAUUAAUUUUCUUUGAGCCUGUUACGUGGGGAGUUCGACUGAAUGGUAAAUACUUCGGUACUGGAUUUUCUCACGUACCUGGCGGAGACGAUUAUCGCGAUCGAAGUGUUCUUUCUUAUCAUUACUACUGCAUUAUUCUUUCACUUAUUCCUAUACCUGGCAAUAGCACCGUACCUAUAUCUGAUCGAGUUGUCUGUGAUAAAAUCGAAGGGCCUGCACUUUUCCGUUCAAUACAAAAAGACGUUGUUCAGUUAGGUGGUGGAUCAUUUUUAACGGAAUUUGGCGGAUGCGAAGGUUCACCAGCAUGUGAUGAACAACUCGACUGGGGGUUAAGUGCUGCUGAUCUAUUUCUUCAAUCAUGGGCAUUCUGGGGAAAUAGUUACGAUGAUCCUAUCACAAUAAAACGUUUAUCGCGUGUCUAUGCACGUGCGAUUGCUGGCAAACCUUUAGCAAUGCAAUUCCUUGCACAACAACGAUCAUUUUAUUUAUCAUAUUAUAUUAAUACAUCUAUUUCAGAACCAACAGAAAUUGUUAUACCACCAGUACAGUAUCCAGAAUUCAGCUAUCGAAUAUUUGUAAAUAAUGCUUUAAAAUGGCGAGUCGAUUCCAAAGAAUCCAAUGUUAUUCUUGUUGAACCAAACGAUCAGACUCAAGGACUGAUUGGUGUAAUUGAAAUCCAUCCAAAAUAUUGA
This is a messenger RNA of Adineta ricciae, 1449 nucleotides long. The record is from the annotation of a GenBank genome assembly. NCBI's taxonomy places the organism in Eukaryota, Metazoa, Rotifera, Eurotatoria, Adinetida, Adinetidae.